UAUCCGGUGGAUCCAGUGCUGAGCGCGUCCAGCGGCUUUGCUGGGACCGCGGAAAGCAGAAGUCUUCAGAAGGCUUGGUUCCAGAGAGAGCAUUUGGAAGAGAGGCCUUAGCACAGAGCACCAAGAGACAUCAAAGAGCAUGUCAUGUUCCGAAGAUGUUGAGAGGGAACAAAUGGUGAUGAGGAUGAUCACAGCAAGUAAACAGGAAUUUGUCUGUCCUCUGGGGUGGAAUCUGUCGAGCCUUGAGAGAAGCCUGUCCUGUGCUGGCGCUGCCAGAGGCAACCUGCGUACUCCAGGAGGUGAUGGGGAUCCCCUCGUCCCUAGCCCUCCCCGCUGCCAGGAGUGACUGGGCUGGUUGCAUGCCCUGCCGUCCUUUGGGCCACAUGCUCCUGUGGACAGCUCUGCUAUUCCUGGCUCCUGUUCCUGGGACACAUGCAGUUCUCCCAAAGGCUGAGGUGAAGCUUCAGCCUGCAUGGAUCAAUGUGCUCCAGGAGGAUUCUGUGACACUGACGUGCCAGGGCGACCAUGACCCUGAGAACAACACCACCCAGUGGUUCCAUAAUGGGAACUUCACCUGGACCGAGAACCAGCCCAGCUUCAGCUUUAAGGCCAGGAGCGCUAGCAGCGGAUACUACAGGUGCCAGACUGCCUACUCCAGUCUCAGCGACCCUGUGCAUCUGGAUGUGAUUUCUGACUGGCUGCUGCUCCAAACCUCUAGUCUGGUGUUCCAGGAAGGGGAGCCCAUCUUGCUGAGGUGCCAUAGCUGGAGAAACAAGCCUCUGCAUAAGGUUGCAUUUUUCCAGAAUGGAAAAUCUAAGAAGUUUUCCUAUGUGGAUUCCAACUUCUCCAUCCCACAAGCAAACCAGAGUCAUAGUGGCGAGUACCACUGCACAGGAUUUAUCGGGAAGACGUCACACUCAUCACAGUCUGUGAACAUCACUGUCCAAGGGUCCAGCUUGAACAACUUGCUGGUGACGAUAGUUGUGGCUGUGGUUGCUUGGAUUGUUGCAAUGGCUAUUGCUGCUGCCAUAGCAGCCUGGUUCCGCCUCAGGCGAAAGCGGAUUUCAGCUCUCCCAGGAACCCCUAAGCACAGGGAAAUGGGAGAUACCCUCCCUGAGGAACCAGCCAAUCACACUGAUGCUGAAGAGGCUGCCAAAAUUGAGGCUGAGGAUACAAUCACCUAUUCACUUCUCUUGCAUCCGGAAGCUGCAGAAGGAGAAGCAGAGGCUUCAGAUUACCAGAACCACAUUUAAAUUUCAUUAUCUUGCCUGGGACUUGGGGAAGAGAAUAAGAGAAUAAGAGAAUAAGAGAAUAAGGAUUUGGUGUUUUCUGCCCUGAAUUCCUCUUAGGGAAGAGAAGAGAAUUUCACAGUUGCAAAGGAACCCCUCCGGAGUUAUCUACAUGAAUCCUGAAGCUCCCUUUUCUGAAAGCCACAGACAAUACCGUCUCAGAUAACUGACCUGCUGAUUUCUUCUGUGCCUCAGCACUUCUCACCAUUAGGACUCUUCUGUUAGACUUCCACACAGCCAGUGAAAAUUACUUUUAAUAAGAGAUUGUAGCAACAUGGGAAAUACUUAUGUUACAGAUGACAUGAGAAAAAUUAUAUAAAUAUACAUGAUUUCAGAAAUGUUGAAACAGACUAACAUAUGCCAAUAUAUUAAAAGCAAUUGUUUCAGGGUGAUGGAAUUAUUGGCGCUUUUCAUUUCCUUUAUUUUUCUGUGUAGAUCAUAUAUUACUUUCAUAAUAAAAUACUACACAAACAA
Phacochoerus africanus (Common warthog) is the source of this 1763-nucleotide messenger RNA. RefSeq names its product low affinity immunoglobulin gamma Fc region receptor II-like. NCBI's taxonomy places the organism in Eukaryota, Metazoa, Chordata, Mammalia, Artiodactyla, Suidae. The transcript has 10 exons. Gene Ontology annotation, biological process: cell surface receptor signaling pathway. Bases 303 to 1253 code for a protein of 316 amino acids. Gene Ontology annotation, molecular function: transmembrane signaling receptor activity. The record is from RefSeq and is a predicted model, not a curated record.